AUGCAUGGACCGAAGUCUACAACGAUCAUUCACGAGAAGGAAGGUGCGGACGGCUACGGCCCCGCCUUCGCGACUGCCGUUCCCAAUUGCCCAGCCACAUACCGCCGACCCCCGGCGGUCAACGCGGGCAGAACAAUCGAGGCGGCUGGUGUGGCGCAUGCCAACUUCGCGCCGUCGGAUGGAAAGCCGCGAGGAAGCGAGGACUACUCCGAGAACUUAAGUGACUAUACCGUUCUGCAACAACAUGUCCUCUUCUGGGAUCGCAACAACGACGGCAUCAUCACCCCCAUCGAUGUCUGGGUCGGCUUCCGCGACCUGGGCUUCAACAUACCGACUUGUCUUCUGGCGUGUACCGUGAUCCCAUUCGCAUUUUCGUACGGGACCGUGAUGCAGCACUCGUACUUUCCCGACCCGUUCUUCCGGCUAUACGUUGAUGGCAUGCACAAGGCGAAGCAUGGCUCCGACUCGGGCGUCUACGAUAGCGAAGGUCGCUUCGUCCCCCAAAGAUUCGAAGACAUUUUCGCAAACUGCAGUGCGAGGAAAGAUAACACCUUAACCUUCAGAGAGGUCUUUGACUUGAUGAGCAGGAAUCGCUGUGCCGUUGACCCGUUUGGGUGGCUCGCUUCCUUCUUCGAAUGGGUCACAACAUGGAUGCUGCUGGCCGACGACGGAAAGGUUCACAAGGAAGAUCUGCGGAGGGUAUACGACGGAUCGUUGUUCUGGGACAUUCGAGAGAAAAGGCGCUCUGGCGAAGGUUGGAAACAGGGAUGGGGACUCGGUGGCGAUGGCUUCAUCGGCUAUCGGAAGAGGAUUGGUAUUCAUCUGUAA
Molecule: messenger RNA, 828 nt
Organism: Colletotrichum chrysophilum
Lineage: Eukaryota; Fungi; Ascomycota; Sordariomycetes; Glomerellales; Glomerellaceae
Exons: 5
Coding region: 1-828 (275 amino acids)
Molecular function (GO): calcium ion binding; monooxygenase activity
Source: RefSeq, a predicted model, not a curated record